CGCGACCCUUUACCGGGGCGAACGCCUCAGCAUGGACGAGAUCAAAGCGUCCAUCCUUUUAUGCGUGCACGAUAUGUCUGCAUCUGUUACCUGGGACACGGUAGCUGAGAUUGCAAGGCUUUCACGCAUGGCCGAUCUCUAUCACACCCUAUGCUUCGAGAAGGAGAACGACGACGGUUCCGACGAUGUGAGAGGCGGUAGCGACGGUGGUGAAAGUGAUACUUCCCCCGAAGCAUUUGGCGAUGGGACGGCGUUGGAUUACGAUGCAGAAGAAUGGCGGAGCGUGUGGUGGUGCAUCUACUCGCUUGAUACAUGUUGCAGUGCUGUCGCAGCAAUAUCGCAUGCUUUUGCUACAAAUGCGGAGGGUCGCAUGACUCUGCCCAUGAUACCCAGCUCCGAGACGGCGAAAAUGCCAAAAGAGCGGGAACUCCGAGCCGUCGAUCGACAGUGUGUCCCAUUAUCCGGCAUGAAGCACUGGGAAUCCAUGAGUAUGAUAUUUUCCAACCAGUCUUGCCGUAGCAGAAACCUGUAUCUCGGCGCCUGCUUUCUGAUGAGAUCCGUCACCAACCUCCGCCAUCUUUCACGACGCGGCCAAGGCCUAGCAUGGCGGACACGGUUGCAAGAACUUGAGAGCGACUGCGCAGCUACAACAUUCUCCUUGCCCCCCUGGGUCUUCAAUCCUAUUCGCAAUUUUGCUACUGAAGAGACGGAGGUUGAGCAUCGACAUCGAUUGGACAUGUUGCUUGUUUGGCAAUGCGCAUGUUUACUGCUUGCAAUUUCCGCCGCCGAGGUGAAUACAAGGAGCCCGUCUAAGGGACAACCUGAGCUCCAAGGGCUAUGGGAUCGCACCUUGUCUAAAGCAAACGAGGUGGUUCAGGUAGUUCAAAAUUGGAACCCCGACUACUUCAACGCAGUUGAUCCCAUGUGUUCAUACAUAAUAUUUCUCGCCGGCUCCGUCCUCACUAUGGAUCACGCUUCGGGACCAUAUCCCGAAUCCCCCUCAUCCCGAACAUCGGAGCAUCUCGACCUCUUAGUCUUAUUCCUAGGUCAAGUCGGCCAAUACUGGCCCAUAGGCCAUCACGUUGCCAAUUCGCUCAAGGCCGCGCGGACUACCUCCCCAGGGCGGACUUACGAAGAAAGAUUCCAGUAUAUUUUCCAGCUUACACUUCAUGGAAGACUUCUCGACUCCCCUAUCGAGAAAUCCAUCGGCCUAGACUCUCGACCCCUGGCAAAACCUAAUACGGCCACCAAGUCCCCCGGGUCACUACACGAGGUUACACGAGAAGGGGUAGACUCAGGCGGUUUUAAUGCCUCGUGGCUUGAAGACACUACCUCCGGUAAUGUUGGGAUGGAUGUGGCUACUUUGCUUCUGCAACAGGAUGAAGGGGUGGACUCUAGCAUAUUUGAUUAUCCAUGGUUAAACGAUGCUGCCUCAAAUGACGAGGUAGAUAUGGCGACUUUAUUAAGCAUCUAGAAGCAUAACUAGCAUUAGGUUGGGAAGAAGUCGCCUGCAGAGCCCGCAUUUGGCAGGCAGGCACUACGGAUUGAACGACGGAGAUUGGACGGUAUAACAGGAGGGUCAUAUGGGCGUAUACGCUCAUAAGUAGAUAGUUUGGUUGAAAUUUAUAUAUCCCAAAUGCGGU
This is a messenger RNA of Ilyonectria robusta, 1643 nucleotides long. RefSeq lists its product as uncharacterized. The transcript is spliced from 5 exons. The record is from RefSeq and is a predicted model, not a curated record. NCBI's taxonomy places the organism in Eukaryota, Fungi, Ascomycota, Sordariomycetes, Hypocreales, Nectriaceae. Gene Ontology annotation, cellular component: nucleus. The coding region runs from base 32 to 1474 and encodes 480 amino acids.